AUGGCUGACCUCCCCGGCCGGGAAUCGAACCCGGGUCUCGCACGUGACAGGCGCGGAUACUCACCACUAUACUACCGAGGAUUAUGCUGUGAGAUGGAAGAGCAGAUGUCCACUUGUAAUGGUAGUAUUGUUAAUAGGAGGAGUGAGACAUUGAAGGCAGGUGGACCAAUGGAAGGGGAAAAAAGAAAUUUGAUGAUUUUGAUCGAAGCAAUUUAUAUUGAUUUGCAUGAAAUGAAGCAGAUGUGUCUCGAGAGGAUUGGACAGGGACAAGGCAAAACGAACGGUCAUUACCAGCUGCUUUUGAUGACUUUUAAUGAUGGAAAAGUCGAAUGGACCAAUCUAAAACUGUAA
Brugia malayi is the source of this 351-nucleotide messenger RNA. RefSeq lists its product as uncharacterized. The record is from RefSeq and is a predicted model, not a curated record. The coding region runs from base 1 to 351 and encodes 116 amino acids. Lineage: Eukaryota; Metazoa; Nematoda; Chromadorea; Rhabditida; Onchocercidae. The transcript is spliced from 3 exons.